Molecule: messenger RNA, 909 nt
Organism: Monosiga brevicollis MX1
Lineage: Eukaryota; Choanoflagellata; Craspedida; Salpingoecidae
Exons: 6
Coding region: 1-909 (302 amino acids)
Molecular function (GO): protein binding
Source: RefSeq, a predicted model, not a curated record
AUGCCCCUGCACUACGCCGUGGCCUACGAUCAAGCUGAUGCCAUCAAUGUCUUGUUGCAGGCACGUGUCAAGGUCAAUUGCGGGGAUGCCGAGGGCCGAACGCCACUGCACAUGGCAGUGCAUCAAGGCAAUGUCGUCAUGACCAAGACGCUGCUGGCUGCCGUUGCUGUGUUCCUCACGCUGGUGUCCUUGAACCAACGCUCGCCCCAGGGCACGGAAUGCGCCAAGUUACUCCUCUCGACGCCCGCGCGCAAUCAGAUUAACCAAAAGGAUAUGCAGGGCAUGACGGCUCUUCAUUGGGCAGGCUACCACAAGCGGCCCAACCACACCAAAUAUCUCCUGCAUAAAGGUGCCGACGAAAUGGCUCGUGACAGUGAACUCAAGGUGAGGAUCCCACAGCCUCGUCCCUUGUUGUUCUUCUGGGCCUUGCUCGGCCUUUUGACCUUGGCGUCGGCCUUGACUUGUGCGUUUGCCGUGCAUAGCCACUCAGCAAGUCUGGUCAACGAUCAAGACAGCACUGGUACAACGCCGGCGCAUCUAGCCGCUGGCAACGGGCAUGCAAAUGUGCUCAAGGUGCUAGCAAGGUGUCCUGGAAUCGCUCUCGAUGCCUGUGAUCGCAAUGGACGGACUGCACUGCACUGGGCAGCAGCAGCGGGGCAUCAAGCUUGUGUCGCUGCCCUCUUGGCCUUUGGUGCUGACCCCUCCAUCGUGGAUCAGAAUGGUGCCGUAGCGCGUGAUUAUGCCAUGCGCAGCCAAGCUCCCAAUGCACAGGCGAUUGCACACGUGGCCGCGCUACAGGACAAGUUGGACUUGGCUGAAUCACAGCUGGUGAGAUGCAAUUCUCCUCCUCCAAGCAUCCACUUUGUGCUGAAAGUGACACUGGCAUGUGUGGCAUUAGAUCAAGGCUAA